GAACGAGUCCGUCUAGUCCGUCAGUAUCGAGUCAACAACCUACAUAUUAGUUGCACUCACUUCGUGUCUGAGAUCAAACGAAAAAAUAUUAGAACCAAAAGUUUUGAAAGUUUUUUUUUUAUUAUAGUUUCAAACUUAAGUGCAAAAUGUUUCGGUCGUGUGUGCCCAAGGCGAUUACCUCUAGUCGCUGUUUCGCGCGGAUGUACUCGAAGGACGUGCGCUUUGGCUCCGGAGUACGGGCAAUGAUGAUCCGGGGCGUUGAUAUUCUGGCUGAUGCCGUUGCUGUGACCAUGGGGCCCAAGGGUCGCAGUGUGAUCGUGGAGCGACCAUGGACCUCGCCGAAGAUCACCAAGGACGGCUUCACGGUCGCGCGCUCGAUUGCCCUAAAGGACCAGCACAUGAAUCUGGGCGCCAAGUUGGUCCAGGAUGUGGCCGAUAAUACGAAUGAGUCGGCGGGUGACGGCACGACCACAGCAACAGUUUUGGCUCGAGCGAUUGCCAAGGAAGGAUUCAAUCAGAUUACCAUGGGGGCUAAUCCCGUGGAGAUUCGUCGAGGUGUCAUGUUAGCUGUUGACGUCGUAAAGGACAAGCUGAAGGAAAUGUCCAAGGCAGUGGAAACGCGUGAGGAGAUCCAACAAGUAGCCACCCUCUCCGCGAACGGGGAUACUGAAAUUGGGCGGCUCAUUGGUGAGGCCACCGACAAAGUGGGUCCAAGAGGAACUAUUACUGUAAAGGAUGGCAAGCGCCUGAAGGACGAGCUAAAUAUUAUCCAGGGCCUGCGCUUCGACAACGGCUAUGUGUCGCCCUUUUUCGUAAACAGCUCCAAGGGGUCCAAGGUGGAGUUUGCCAACGCCCUUGUAAUGAUAUCCCUGAAGAAGAUCACUGGACUCUCGCAAAUAGUUAAAGGUCUGGAGCAAUCCCUGAGGCAGCGUCGUCCCCUGAUCAUCAUAGCCGAGGACAUCAGCGGGGAAGCCCUCAAUGCUUUGGUCCUGAACAAGCUCAGGUUGGGCCUCCAGGUGUGCGCCGUCAAAUCGCCCAGCUAUGGACACCACCGCAAGGAGCUUAUAGGCGAUAUAUCCGCUGCCACGGGAGCAACUAUUUUCGGCGAUGACAUCAACUAUUCCAAAAUGGAGGAGGCUAAGCUGGAGGAUCUGGGUCAGGUUGGCGAGGCUGUGAUUAGCAAGGACAGCACCAUGCUCCUGCAGGGCAAACCCAAGACAGGACUUUUGGAAAUGCGCAUCCAGCAAAUUCAAGAUGAACUGGCGGAAAAGCAAAUCAAGCCAGAGCAGCGGGAUCGUCUGCGCCAACGCCUCUCCGCCCUCACGAAGGGCGUGGCAGUGCUGCACAUUGGUGGAGGCAGUGAAGUUGAGGUGAAUGAGAAAAAGGACCGUGUGGUGGACGCCUUGAAUGCCACUCGAGCGGCCAUCGAAGAGGGAAUUGUCCCAGGUGGCGGUACGGCCUUUUUGCGCUGCAUUCCCUACCUCCAGGAACUCAAAACGGAGAGUGCAGAUCUCCAGAAGGGCGUCGAUAUCGUCUGCAAUGCCCUGAGGAUGCCUUGCCAGACCAUAGCUCAAAACGCCGGAGUUGAUGGCCCAAUGGUGGUGGCCAAGGUGUUGAAUGGCUCGGAAGACUACGGCUACGAUGCCAUGGGCGAUGAGUACUGUCGGCUGGUCGAGAAGGGCAUUAUUGAUCCCACAAAGGUGCUGCGGACCGCCAUCACGGAUGCAGCUGGAGUGGCCUCUCUUCUGAGCACCACCGAGGUGGUUAUCACCGACUCCCGGAACGAUGAUCUUUUGUCCAAGUUGUCAGGAGCUGGCGGCGGAAUGGAUGAUGGACUGGACAUGAACAUGGGUGGCUUAGAGGAGCUGGCAGCCUUAAGUGGAUUGGGUGGCAUGGGUGGUAUGGGAGGCAUGGGUGGUAUGGGAGGUAUGGGAGGAAUGGGAGGUGGAUUCGGCGGAAUGGGCGCUGGUGGCGGAAUGAGCGCUUCUGCCAGCAAUGACGGUCCCACUGCCGAGGAGAUGAAUGAAAUGGUCAAGGCUAUUCCCGGCAUGGAGCAAGUAGAGGUGCGUGACAUUGACAGUGGGAUGAUGUAGAACCCGCUUCCGUUAUCCGCUCCAGCUCAAAUCGUUUCUAUAGUUCAAAUAUCUGUUGAGUGUCUAAAUUUUAUGUGUUCAUCUAAAAUAUAAAUUGACAAUCGAAAACG
Molecule: messenger RNA, 2203 nt
Organism: Drosophila melanogaster (fruit fly)
Lineage: Eukaryota; Metazoa; Arthropoda; Insecta; Diptera; Drosophilidae
Gene: Hsp60B
Product: heat shock protein 60B
Exons: 1
Coding region: 147-2093 (648 amino acids)
Biological process (GO): protein folding; protein refolding
Cellular component (GO): mitochondrial matrix
Molecular function (GO): ATP-dependent protein folding chaperone; ATP binding
Source: RefSeq, marked reviewed